Molecule: messenger RNA, 2211 nt
Organism: Stegastes partitus (bicolor damselfish)
Lineage: Eukaryota; Metazoa; Chordata; Actinopteri; Pomacentridae
Gene: capn3a
Product: calpain 3a, (p94)
Exons: 21
Coding region: 1-2178 (725 amino acids)
Biological process (GO): negative regulation of apoptotic process; proteolysis
Cellular component (GO): cytoplasm
Molecular function (GO): calcium ion binding; calcium-dependent cysteine-type endopeptidase activity
Source: RefSeq, a predicted model, not a curated record
AUGCCGUAUACGCCGUCUGGCUUUUUCUGCGACCGGCUGAUCCGGGAACGGGAGCGCAGGGACGGGGAAGGGUCCCUGAACAAGCCCCUGCGCUUCAACGGGCAGGACUUCAGCAACCUGAGACAGGAGUGCCUCCAGAAGAAGAGCCUGUUCGAGGAUGACUCCUUCCCGGCCACCGUGGAGUCGCUGGGCUUCAAGGAGCUCGGACACAAGUCUAACAAGGUCAAGAACAUCGUCUGGAAGAGGCCCAAGGAAAUCUGUGAGAACCCUCAGUUCAUUGUCGGAGGAGCCAGCAGGACAGACAUCUGCCAGGGAGAUCUGGGUGACUGCUGGUUGCUGGCUGCCAUCGCCUGUCUCACCCUGAAUGAGAAGCUUCUGUACCGAGUGGUUCCUCAGGAGCAAAGCUUCUCAGAAGGCUACGGAGGCAUCUUCCACUUCCAGUUCUGGCGCUAUGGCGACUGGGUCGAUGUCGUCAUUGACGACCGCAUCCCAACCUUCAACAACCAGCUGGUUUUCACCAAAUCCGCUGAGAGGAAUGAGUUCUGGAGCGCCCUGCUGGAGAAGGCCUACGCCAAGCUUCACGGCUCCUACGAGGCCCUGAAGGGAGGAAACACCACCGAGGCCAUGGAGGACUUCACUGGUGGAGUCACUGAGUUCUACGAGAUGAAGGAAGCUCCCAAAGAGCUCUACAAGAUCAUGAAGAAAGCUCUGGAGAGAGGCUCGCUCAUGGGCUGCUCCAUCGACUCCCUGGUUCCUGCUCGCUUCGAGACUCGUACGGUGACGGGACUCGUGAAGGGUCACGCCUACUCUGUGACGGCCGUGGAGGAGUGUAAAGCGUCACAGCACAAGGAGUCUAAAGUCCGUCUGGUGCGUCUCAGGAAUCCUUGGGGUCAAGUUGAAUGGAACGGCCCCUGGAGUGACAACUCAAAGGAGUGGGCCACGCUCUCCAAGUCUGAAAAAGAGAAGCUGCAGCACCAGAGCGCCGAGGACGGAGAGUUCUGGAUGUCGUUCGAGGACUUCAAGAAGAAUUACACCAAGAUCGAGAUCUGUAACCUGACCCCCGACGCCCUGGAGGACGACAAGAUCCACAAGUGGACGGUUUCUGUGAACGAGGGCCGCUGGGUGCGAGGCUGUUCCGCCGGAGGCUGCAGGAACUACCCAGACACCUUCUGGACCAACCCUCAGUACCGCCUCCGCCUGCUGGAGGAGGACGACGACCCCGAGGACAACGAGGUGGGCUGCACCUUCGUGGUGGCGCUGAUGCAGAAGAACCGGCGGAAAGAGCGCAAGAUGGGAGCCAAUCUGUUCACCAUCGGAUUCGCCAUCUACGAGGUGCCGAAGGAGAUGCACGGAAACAAGCAGCACAUGCAGAAGGACUUCUUCCUCUUGAACUCCUCCAAGGCUCGCUGCAAGUCCUACAUCAACCUGCGCGAGGUGACGCAGCGUUUCCGCCUGAGCCCCGGCGAGUACGUCAUCGUCCCCUCCACCUACGAGCCCCACCAGGAGGGCGAGUUCAUCCUGCGAGUCUUCUCUGAAAAGAGGAACACCUCAGAGGAGAUAGAGAACAGGAUCGAGGCCGACCAUCCGGUGCCGGCUCCGGCCUCGGCGGGGGAAGAGAGCGAGGAGGACCAGCAGUUCCUGACAAUUUUUCAGGAGAUAGCCGGCGAAGUGAGUACAAGAAAACAGGUGACUCGACUCUCGCAGGAAAUGGAAAUCACAGCCAGCGAACUGAAGAACGUUCUCAACAGAGUGAUCACCAAACAUAAGGAGCUGAACACGGAGGGCUUCAGCCUGGAGAGCUGCAGGAGCAUGAUUGCUCUGAUGGACAUGGACGGAACAGGACGACUCAACCUGCAGGAGUUCAGACAUCUGUGGAACAAGAUCAAGCAGUGGCAGGGAAUCUUUCAGCACUACAACGCUGACCAGUCCGGCAGCAUCAACAGCUACGAGAUGAGGAACGCCGUCAACGACGCAGGCUUCCGUCUCAACAACCAGCUGUACGACAUCAUCACCAUGCGCUACGCCAACGAGAGCAUGAACAUCGACUUCGACAGCUUCAUCAGCUGUCUGGUUCGGCUCGAAGCCAUGUUCAGGGCGUUCCAGGCCUUCGACCAGGACGGAGAUGGAACCAUCAGACUCAGUGUCCUGGAGUGGCUCCAGUUGACCAUGUACGCCUAAAAACAAAAAAAAAGGCCAGCUUCUCCCAGGUGA